Molecule: messenger RNA, 618 nt
Organism: Theileria annulata
Lineage: Eukaryota; Apicomplexa; Aconoidasida; Piroplasmida; Theileriidae
Product: dehydrodolichyl diphosphate synthase, putative
Exons: 4
Coding region: 1-618 (205 amino acids)
Biological process (GO): polyprenol biosynthetic process
Cellular component (GO): endoplasmic reticulum
Source: RefSeq, a predicted model, not a curated record
AUGAUAUUCGUUAUGAAGCCGAUGCUUAAGGUGGACCACAUGGCCCUGAUAAUGGAUGGGAACAGAAGGUACGCAAAGAAUCUCAACUUGCAACAAUCCCAGGGACAUCUAAACGGCUUCAAUAAACUCCUAGAAAUACUGGAGUUUAGUAGCCUGGUUGGAUUGAAGGUGAUAACGAUAUUUGCCUUCUCUCUGUUAAACUUUAGCAGGACUCGGAAGGAAAUCUCAGACCUACUCAAUCUUUUUGUUGACCCUUCAGGCCCUAAAUCUCAACUUGAGGAAUUGUGUGAAAGAAUAGGAUGUCGAAUAAGGUUUUGUGGUGAUUUCUCAUUUUUAGGCCAAGAUAUAAAACAGAUUUUAAACGAUGUUCAGUCGAAAACUAAUCAUUACAACAAGAUGACGUUAAACUUGUGUGCCUCAUACGGCGGUAGAAAUGAAAUUAUCAACGCUCUAAACAAAAUUAACCCAAAAAAUGAUACUAAUUCCAGUGAUUUUAAGAGUCUAAAAGAGCAAUAUUAUAGAAAUUUAUACACUGGUGAUUUCACACCUCCAAAUCUACUCAUUAGAACUUCCGGUGAAUCAAGAUUAUCUGAUUUUCUCAUCUACCAAGUACCUUAA